This is a messenger RNA of [Candida] anglica, 777 nucleotides long. Lineage: Eukaryota; Fungi; Ascomycota; Pichiomycetes; Serinales; Debaryomycetaceae. The record is from the annotation of a GenBank genome assembly.
AUGAAACGCAAAUUAAAUGAGUCGGUCAUCGCCACUAAAAAGAUUACCAAUGGCUCCACUGUGGGCCAAUUGGUCCAAUCAACCUUCACAUCAAGUUCUAUAACGUGCAAAGUGUGCGCUAUGACAUACACACAACUCCCCAAGGAUCGUGACUUGCAUAAAAGACACCAUCACCUGUUUAUCAAUGGGGUGUCAUGGCCACGUUCUCAAGACGCUCCAGUGAUGAAAACAACCGUUCGCAAAAUCGAUUCCUCAACUUCAUACCAAGUGGAGAUCUAUACUGUUGAUAAGUCAUCAACUGUGCAGAUACGACGGGUCGAGGAACUUUUAAAAAUGGUCAAUUCCGAACUAAAUGCUCCUCAAGACUCACAAGAGUGGAAAUCAAACAAUCCCGCCGUAGCGGUCCCGGCACGAGCAUUUGUAGCUGUAGUUAAUGGACGUGCUGUAGCGGUAUGUACCACUGAUUCUAUCCAUGACACAGACUUACAAUGUAGAUGGAUGGUGUACAAGAGUCAAAAGAUUGUACCAGGACAAGUAAACCGAGCCAUACGAUUAGGAAUUUCCAGAAUAUGGACUGCGUCCAACUACCGACGCCUCGGGAUAGCUGAUAAACUUCUCCAAUGUGUUCUUGAACAUUCUGUAUUUGGAGUGACUCUCGCCAAGAGUGAGCUUGGAUUCAGUCAACCUAGCUUUGCUGGUGGGCUUUUAGCGAAGCAUUUCAAUGGUGUGAUCCACAAGUCUGGUGAGACUUUGAUCCCAGUGUAUAUAGAAGAUUAG